Owenia fusiformis is the source of this 1557-nucleotide messenger RNA. Lineage: Eukaryota; Metazoa; Annelida; Polychaeta; Sabellida; Oweniidae. The record is from the annotation of a GenBank genome assembly.
ACUGAUUUUUCACAAAAAUUGAAAAUAUAUCAUAAAUUUUCCCGUAUCCUGUUCUUAUUGCAUACAAAACCUUAAAAGUAACUUGGAAUGAAAGCAAAAACAGAGCUCUGCUUAUGACUUGGAUGUAAAGAUAAUUUGACAUGGCUAAUCUUGCUGUGCUAGGUGAACCAGGACAGGGGACAAGGACGCUCCACAACACAGUAUCCCACGUUAAGUUAAGGAACCUUCGCCAUCAGCCCCAAUAUUCCGAUCUUGUCUUCGUCUAUAAAAGCCAAGUUGAAAUUUAUGCCCAUCGAGCCAUUGUAACACAAUAUAGUAAAUACAUACAGCAAUUAUGUACUGAAAAACAAAGCAUGGAAUAUAUAGGCAGUGUUAAUAUGGUGAUAAUUGACCUUGCUGUGUUAUUGACACCAUUUUCAGAAAGUUUGUUUUACUGCAUUAUGGACUUUAUGUAUGGGCAAAGUAUCAGUAUCAGUGAAGUGGAACGGGAACAGCUAGAGCAGUUAGCGACAGAGUUGGAAGUAUGGGAUUUGGUGAGUUUAUUGAAAAUCCCAGCAAAUCUCUGGAAUUCUAUGUCAGGAGUAGAUCAAGUGAGUGUCCCAAUUGCCGACCCUUAUCCAGCUGAUAACCUAUAUAACCCCUUUCAAAGUGAUAACAUGAAAAUGGAACAGAGAAAUGUAGAAGGUGCCAUGUUAACAAAGGAUACAUUGCCAAAGCUGGUUACUGAGGAAGAGAACUCUGUUGUAUUGGAAAAUCCCCAAAAGGAGCAUGUAUCUCAACAAGGCCAAGGACUUGUUGAUUUUGAAGCGAUGGCUCAACAAGGGACACCUAAUGUGGAAACGGAGCAAAGUAUGAAUGAAACGCUGUCACCGUGUAAUAACAGGGAUCUAUCAAUCCCUGCUGAAAAUCACCCUAAUAACUCUGAUGGUUUACUGUUAGAUUCAGAUAAUGUUAAAGUUGUCAGUGAUACUAAUACAAUCCCAAGUACCCUGACAUCAGAUAAUGUGAAAUUUCAAUGUUCAGGUCACACCAGUCCUGAGGGUAAUAAUACUGAGAGUUCAAAGGUUAACACUAUUGUGCAAUCAAACAUCAACUCCCCAGAUGGUUUUAAGGCCAGUGAUUCUGAGGAUUUGAAACUAUGUGAGCCUUUCAAACCAAGUACCAAUGAAGGUUUAAAUGUUAAUGCCACAGGGGGUUCAAAAAUCAGUGCCACUAAAGUUGGAAGGGUUGGUAUUCCAGAAGAUAAACAGAUAAACACACUUGAUGGUUCCUCAAAGCCUCUGAAAGUUGUGACUAUGUGUAGUAAGGCUGUUCAAGUAUCUGAUCAAGCAUUUGACAAAAGUAUAAAUAAAGUUAUCGAAAAUGUCUUAGAACAUUAUGAAAAUAACACCGAAGGUAUUGAAUUGGAUGGGAAUAAAGUUGAAGCCAUUAAAAAUGUAAAGGAAAAUAGCAAUGGUGAAGUUGAAUCUGAAGCUGUUGUGGAAAUUAAUGAUAGUGAUCAAAUAUUGGAAGUGGAAACUAAUAGGGAUGGAAAUAAUAGAAAUCAUGAUAACACAA